This is a messenger RNA of Poeciliopsis prolifica (blackstripe livebearer), 4430 nucleotides long. It is a transcript of the gene ube2h, whose product is annotated as ubiquitin-conjugating enzyme E2H (UBC8 homolog, yeast). NCBI's taxonomy places the organism in Eukaryota, Metazoa, Chordata, Actinopteri, Cyprinodontiformes, Poeciliidae. Gene Ontology annotation, molecular function: ubiquitin conjugating enzyme activity. The record is from RefSeq and is a predicted model, not a curated record. Gene Ontology annotation, biological process: ubiquitin-dependent protein catabolic process; protein polyubiquitination. The transcript has 7 exons. Gene Ontology annotation, cellular component: nucleus. Bases 340 to 891 code for a protein of 183 amino acids.
CACUUUUGGCCCUGGUCAGUAGUUUCCAGUCUAGAAACUACAAACAUGGCCAUAUUUGGUGGCGUUUCCAGUCGCACAUAUAUGGCGUAAUUCGCGGAGGGAUCCCUGCUUGUCAGAACCAUGGUGAGAUCGCAGAGAAGGCAGUGAACAGGGAGAUCUAACGUAUAGCUCAAACCCUCAAUAGGACGGAGACGCUUCACCGUGAGGAGGUUCUGUCGCGAACAUCUGGGAAAACAAAUGUUAACUUUCGGAUAGUAUAGACCGCUAGACUGUCUAGCGUUCCUGGGAGCUGGCUUUCAGCUGACUUACUGGCGUUCUGCGGUGGAAAUAGCACAAAAAAUGUCGUCUCCGAGUCCGGGUAAAAGGCGAAUGGAUACCGAUGUGGUGAAACUCAUCGAGAGCAAGCAUGAAGUCACCAUCCUCAGUGGACUCAAUGAAUUUGUAGUGAAGUUUUAUGGCCCACAAGGAACGCCGUACGAGGGAGGUGUGUGGAAAGUGCGAGUAGAUCUUCCUGAUAAAUACCCAUUCAAAUCGCCAUCCAUAGGAUUCAUGAACAAGAUUUUUCAUCCCAACAUUGAUGAAGCGUCAGGAACUGUGUGCUUAGAUGUCAUCAACCAGACAUGGACAGCUCUUUAUGAUCUGACCAACAUCUUUGAAUCGUUCCUGCCCCAACUGCUGGCUUACCCAAACCCCAUCGACCCCCUUAACGGCGACGCAGCUGCCAUGUAUCUUCAUCGGCCAGAGGAGUACAAACAAAAAAUCAAAGAGUACAUUCAGAAAUAUGCAACAGAGGAAGCUCUGAAGGAGCAGGAGGAAGGGACGGGAGACUCUUCAUCUGAAAGCUCCAUGUCUGAUUUCUCAGAAGACGAAGCCCAGGACAUGGAGUUGUAGUAAUAAAGGGUUCCCUCCCAAUCACUCCCCUUCCUUUAACCCCCCCCCCACCCCCACAGAGACUAUAUUUGAUUUCCUAACCACGAGAAAGCAGACUUAUAAUAUUCAUAUUUAAACAAGUUGAUUUUUUUAUUUUUAUUAUUACGACUAAACAAGGAUUUUUAUGGAUAUAUAGCCUUUGGUGUGUUUUGACAGACGCCCCUUUUCCUCUGUAGUCGUUCACAAUCUCUGCUGCAUUUGUUCGAUGUUGUAAAAUUCCUCCCCUUCCACCUGAAGCGUCCCGUUUCUUUGCUUAGACUUUUUUUUUUUCUUUCUUUCUAAAUUUGACACAGCCAGUCAUUUUCCUCCACGCUAAUUGGUAAGAUGUCGGUUGCUCUUUGAAGGCGAGAAGUGCUCCCAUCCCCUCCGAGACAGUAUUUGUAAAAACUUGAUAACUUUUGAGACAAAAGUUGGCUUUCGUUGCAAAUUUGAAACGAGACACGUUCUGCAUAUCCCUCCCCCGUCCCUCUCUGCUGUGCUGGCUGUGUUGCGCACAACUGUUGCUAACUAGAGCAAGGUAGGGGCAGGGGGCAUGCCUCUGUUUUCUUCAGGUUACAAAACUCUUAUUUUAAGGCACACAGCCCCACUAGAUACUCAUCGAUGAAUGCAGGAUACUUGCUAAGCAUAUCUCUGGUAACAUAUACCAAUGAAGAAAAGUCUGGAAUAAUAAGGUCUGUUUCAAUUUAAGUGCUGUGUCGGAUGUUACAUAUUUUUUGUUUCACUCUUUUGACCGUCUCGGUGUUUAAAAUAAGAAGAAAAAAUUAACGGGCAGAUAUUACAAUACAGAUGAAUGCCUGUCUGACCACAGGGUGACAUGGAUUGCUUUGGGUAUCUGAUUUAAGCGUAUUUCGUAUUAAAACACAACAAAACAAAAAAAAAGUCUGUAAUAUAAACCAUAUUUUGGCCUGUUUCUUUUUUUUGUUUUGUUUUUUUAAGAAUAAAAUUAUUCUUACUAGUCAGAAAGCAGAUUGUCCUUGUUGCUACAAACCAGCAUGAAAGGGAGUUUUAAACUUGUGAAGCAUCCCACGCCCAAUGAUUUUUGAGUUUUUGGGUUGAUCUGGCUGAAAAUGAAGAGCGCUUUUUUUUCUGUUUCUUAGGUUUUUCUGUCUUUUUUUUUUUUGGCCUCUACAUACAGGUUAGUGCUUCUCACAUUCCACUGCUCUAUGCCCUUUGCAAUCGGUCCGACCUGUGCUGUGUUGCCCGACGAGUGGUAGUCUGCUUUUACGAAGAAGAAGAAAAAGACAUUUGGGGAAAGUAAAUUUUAGGUAGAAAUUGGUCUCCUUAACCUAAAACAAACCUCUCUGUGUGGUAAGUAAUGAUGCUGAAAGAACAUUACAAGUGCAAACAUAAGUUGUUUUUAUUACCCCAAACCUGUACUCCUUAAAAAAAAGAAAAGAAAUUGUUCACUUUGUGAUAAAAAUAUUGAGGUUUUUUUUUGUUUUGUUUUUUUUUUAAUAAAGUGUCUGCCUACUGUAUAUGGCUCCGGCCUCCUAAAAAAACAACAACAAAAAAAAAAACUGUUUGAGCCAAAACAUUAACUUUUUGACGCUGAUCAGGGUGAAAAUUGGUGCAAAUCCAGAACACUGACAUAUUUUGUAGCUCUGGUUUCCAAGAUGAAUAAUGCAUGCUGUCUGGGAAGUCAUCACGUCACCUUCGGUUUAACCCUCCCGCCCCCUCUUCUGUGCCUCAUCAUUGCAUCAAGACACUCAGCAAACGCCAUGUAUUUAAGAAGCCAUGGAGACGACUUGUUUUAUUCUAGAGAAGCACAUCGUUUUAACUCUCGUCCUUUUUCUUUUCAGGGUGCGAGUUCAUUCUGUUGUGUCUUUGUGCGCCGACACAAAAUUAAUCUGAAACACCCCUGGUUUUAUUAUAGCUGAUGUUUGAAGUACUCUUUGCUUCUGUUCUGCAUUGUGGUUAACCAUGUUUCACCUAGAAGGUAUUUUUUUAAAAAAAGCUGGAAAUCAUGCAGGAAUUGAGCUGUUUUUUAUUUGUUUUGUUUUUUACUGCGUCAGAUAGGUUUGUAGUUGGAUAAACCUACAAAUGAGUUUCUUUUCACUCUCAUCUAGCUGUAGAGAUGCACCCGCUCAAGCUUGUACAGCGAUUUCACACUAGUCCGGUUUUAUUUUGAGGUGCAGUGGUUGCGACGGCUCUGACUUGUACAGAAAGCAGAAAUGUGGCUCGGAUCGCUCUACUGUCAGACUGUUGUUGUGCUCUUGAACAUCCACUCGUUCAGAUGCAGAGGAAUCCCUUUUGUUUUGAGUUUGAAACAGGAGAAUUUUUUAUUUAUUUUUUUCUAAAGAUGUGUGAAUUUCUCUCUCCUGCAGCUGUGUGGCUUUUGGUGAAAACUUUCCUUUUCAAGAUGUUCCACGUGUUACCUUUUAGUUUACGUACUGCUCGUGACACUUGCCUUGGACAUCCUAGGAAAAUAUAUUUUUAAUAUAGGAGCUGAUUUAUCAUGCAAAUGUCUUAAAAUAAUUAAAAAAAAACUACAAAAACCAUCUAGAGUGGAAAUGGACCAGUCAGUUGGCCAGAAAUUGGAAUCAUCAAGUUUCCUUUUGGUCAUCUCUCAUUGAUCAUAAGUGAGUAAAAUACUGAAAUCUCCCCUCUUAAUUAAAUUAAUAAAAUUAAGACUAAACAUUUUUGUCCUAAAAAUGCAUCUGUGCAUUUAUUUAAGUUGAACUGAAAUUAUUUUUAGUGGCUGGGAAAAGCCUGAUCGAUGCAUCUCUACUUCAGAGUUAUUGAUAUACCGGAGCGCUGAGGUUGGUUUGUUUCCAGAAAAGAAUCAUGAAAAAUAAGGUCGACUUACCCAAAGCAUUUUACAUCCGCUGAGCAUUAAGAUGUCUAGUUUUGACCUGACGUAGGUUCUCAUCUUGAAGCUUCUUGGCUGUUGAGGACCGUGAUCUGUGCUCGCCUGCGCACCUUGUUGGAUAGAACGACGGGGAGCUUAAGCCAAACUUUAAAAGCCCCACUCUGUUAGCACAACCGAAGAGUCGUCUGCACAAACAGAUCCCUCCUCUCUCUUUCUCUCUCUAUCUCUCUUUCUCCCUCCGCUUUGUUGACUGUGUCUCCUUCUAACAGUUGCAUGCUUCUCAGUGCACACCUUCACUCAGUUUCUGGUGCUUGUGUGGAUUUUCUAACCCCUUCCAGGCACUCUUACCAUCAUCAGCCCAUUUUUAUCAAGCACACACUGCGUUGAACAUGUAUGUUUGAAGAAAAAAAAAAAAAAAAGGAAAAAAAACUGUAUUUGGUACCUAUUGUGAUACUUGCAGCAUUUAAAAAGACAGAAGGUUUUAUGUUUUGAUCUGUUAAAAGAAGUUCAUUCUGGUCUUAAUUUGUUCAUCUUAUUUUCCCUUUUUGUUCCCCCUCCCCAUUGUGAAGUGGGCAUGCUUGUCAAAAAGACAAAUGCUCUCUGUUAACAGGCUUAUACUCUCAUAAAUAGUUGUGUAUAAAAUAAACUGUUAUAACUUCUUUUUUAAUAAAACAUUGAAUAUGUAUAUGUG